CCCCAGUGGUGAUGGUGAGUAGCAGGACAGAGGUGGAAGAUGGGAUGGAGAUGCACGUCUGCCGGAUCUAUGGCUUCUACCCGAGGGAGAUUGAUGCCUCCUGGAGGAGGGACGGGGAAGUGUGGCUGGAGGACACCCUCCAUGGAUUUGUGGUCCCCAACGCGGAUGGCACCUGUCACUCCUGGCUCAGCAUCCAGAUCGAUCCCAAAGAAAGGGGCCGCUAUCAGUGCCAUGUGGAGCACAAUGGCCUGCAGGAGCCUCUGGACAUGGCCCUGAAGGAACCAACCAAUUCAAAAUCCAACCUGGGGGUCAUCGUCGACUGGAUUGUGGAUGCUCUUAUCCUGAUGUGUGUGAUUGCUGGGAUCCUGGUAUUCUUCAGUAAGUAUCUUUUUUGCGCAGAGCAGAGUGCUGAGAGGGAUGACAAAACUGACACUGAUGACGCCGACACCCCAUUCCGGACCUCUGAACUGGAUGUUGAAUGCAGACUUGCCCUUCUGCCCCCUCCCAGUACUUUUUCUGCCCAGGUGAGCUGGAAGAUGCGGGAGUGCCGUGCAAAUGCAAGUAGCGCAGCACUCCUGCGCCUUCUGGCCAUCUCCAUCGCCCUCCAGCCCACCUGUGUUGCCAGCCCUCUCUUGCUGCAACAGUACCAUUACCUCGUCCUGGCCAGCGAGGGCUACACUGCUUUUUGCAGUUGA
This is a messenger RNA of Pseudonaja textilis, 695 nucleotides long. The record is from RefSeq and is a predicted model, not a curated record. NCBI's taxonomy places the organism in Eukaryota, Metazoa, Chordata, Lepidosauria, Squamata, Elapidae.